This is a messenger RNA of Fonsecaea nubica, 1272 nucleotides long. RefSeq lists its product as hypothetical. Bases 1 to 1272 code for a protein of 423 amino acids. Gene Ontology annotation, molecular function: transmembrane transporter activity. NCBI's taxonomy places the organism in Eukaryota, Fungi, Ascomycota, Eurotiomycetes, Chaetothyriales, Herpotrichiellaceae. The transcript is spliced from 4 exons. Gene Ontology annotation, biological process: transmembrane transport. Gene Ontology annotation, cellular component: membrane. The record is from RefSeq and is a predicted model, not a curated record.
AUGCAUUCUAAGGUUAUUGAGACGUCCUUGGGCGUGGAAAAAGCUCAUGAUGAGUUGGUCGACGACGAGAUUGCGCUUGAAAAGCUCUCGAUGUCAAAACCGUACGAUUACUCUGGAGCGACAAGCAAGACCGAUCCGGCAGAGAUUGCCCUUGUGAGGAAGCUCGACUGUCGCAUCAUGCCGAUGAUCUGGGCGAUGUAUUUCUUGAACUAUUUGGACAAAAAUGCGAUUGCCUCAGCACGUCUUAACGGCUUAGAGGACGAUAUCGGCCUCACAGGUUCCCAGUACAACACCUGUAUAUCGAUUCUCUUCGUUGGAUACCUGUUGAUGCAGCUGCCAUCGAACAUGCUCAUGGCAUCCAAAAGGAUCCGUCCAUCAAUCUACAUGGGCUUCUGCAUGGCCCUGUGGGCAAAGGCUGGAGAUGGUGAGGGAUUUAAUCUAGUCCUCCUUGCAUUCGCUAACUCGAGCACCAGGCUGUUUAUCAUUGAAGGAGUCGUCACAUUCGGGAUUGCCAUACUAUCCAUGUGGGCGUUACCAGACCAUCCAUCGUCCACACGCUGGCUUUCGGAGCAAGAGAUGGCAAUAGCUCAAGAGAGAAUUACCAGGGACACAGUGGAGAAGACGGAAUCUGAAAGUGCUCUGCAGAGCCUCAAAGUCGCAUUCUCCGACCCUCGUCUCUAUCUUUUGGCCUUGAUGCAAAAUCUACAUCUUUCUUCUGCCGGAUUCAACAACUUCUUCCCCACGGUAGUGGGCACCCUCGGGUUCAACCGCACCGUCACGUUGGUCCUGACAUGUCCGCCAUUUGUAUUUGCCGCAAUCUUUGGGCCCCUUCUUGCGCUCAGCUCUGGAAGAUUCAAUGAGCGGACGUGGCACAUUACCGGUGGAAUGGCUAUGGGAGUGGCGGGCUUUGUUAUAGCAGCGGCGACUCUUAACACGGCUGCUCGGUAUGUCGCCUGUUUUCUGUUCUCAGCUGGCGUCUAUUCCGUCAACUCAUGCAUCCUCGGAUGGGUAUCAGCGACACUCGGACAAACAGCAGAAAAGAAAGCGAUUUCCUUGGGAUUUGUCAACAUUGUGGCCAAUGCUUCUUACAUCUACACUCCAUACUUGUACCCAAGCUCUGACGGUCCGCGCUACCUACCAGCCAUGGGUGCCAAUGCAGGCUUUGGGGCUGGAACCGUUAUUUGUGCGUGGGUCUUGAAGAUCUGGCUGAUGGCUGAGAACAAGAAAUUGAGAGCCAGUUCUGGGGACGGUGGACUUGCCUACGCUUAUUGA